Molecule: messenger RNA, 547 nt
Organism: Halteromyces radiatus
Lineage: Eukaryota; Fungi; Mucoromycota; Mucoromycetes; Mucorales; Cunninghamellaceae
Exons: 4
Coding region: 91-447 (118 amino acids)
Source: RefSeq, a predicted model, not a curated record
UUUUUCUUUUUUUUUUUUCUCUCCAUCCUUUUUUUUCUAUUUUCUUAUUUAUUUUCUUAUUUAUUUAUUUAUUUAUUGUAUCUUACCUAAAUGAAAUUAUCUGAUAUUAUUUCUAACCUUUUUCCCACUGUGUAUGCUGAAGAAGCGACUCAUGUUGAAGAUCCUUAUAUUAAUCCCAUCAUUGUAGACAAUGACGACAAUGCUGUUCAAUAUGGUUACAUUGUGGAAGAACAUCACCCUGCCAAACAAGAACAAAUCCAAGAACCAAAUAUGGAACAGAUCUAUAGAGGUUGCAUAAAGCCUUGUUUGAGUGCUAGAAAGCCUUUGGAUGACUGCAAUGCACGCGUAGAGAAUGGGUCUAAUGAAGACUGUGCUGAGGAAGUAGCUCAGUUUUUGAAUUGUCUUGAUGCCUGCGCUGCUCCCAAGAUUUUCCCUACUACCAAAUAGAUUUAGUGAUAUAGUUUAUCAUUCUAUUCUAUUUUGUUUUGGUUAUUUGUUUGUCUGUUCGUUUAUUUAUUUAUUUUUAUGGAUGUAUAAUAAAGAUAUG